AUGUCACAGCUGCUGUCACCAACAGACCUGCAAUUGCGCCUGCAGUCUUUAGUGGCAAAGCCGUCGAAGCGUACAAAGGAACAACAUUUUGAGGCCUACAAUAAACUCCGUCAACGCAUGAAAAACCAACUAAAGGAAGCAGCAAAAGGACAGGGAACUUCAUUAGCUUUAAAUAACAUCGAUGAGUUGACUAGGCUCUACUCAAUUGUUGAAAAGGAUCAUGUUAGAGAUACAAAAGUUCAUCUUGAAGACUCAGAAGUGUUUAAAGAAGCAUCGGGCUUUGCGGCAUUGAAUGCGAGAAAUAUACAACUAGGAGAAACCGGGGUUUCACUUAAUGAGAAGGAUGUUAUAAAAAGAUUAAAAAGAUGGGCUGCUACAGAUGAAUCUGUGGUUGGUGUUGUUAAACAAGAUGCUUCUGGGAAUGGAAAUGAGGUAGAGGGAGAGGAGUCGGAUGACGAUGCUUCUGAUGCGGACGAUUCUUCAAUGGAUAAUGAUCUUUUGGCAGAUGAAUUCACAUUUAACAAAAUCAACUGGCUCAAAUUGGGCGUAUCAUACCAUCAACUUAGUAAAAAAGCUAUUUCGGUAAAUUUCUUACAUGGCCCAUUGGCUAGUGAACGAAAGCGAGCCGCUCCUCGUGCAAGAACAGUGGAUGAUACAAAGAAUGGUACUUCGACAACUGCUAGAGCAGUUGAAGCACGGGAUAUUCAAGACGAUGAGGAGAAAAAUACUGCUUAUAUGGUGCGGAUGAUUUACGAAAUCUACUUGACGAAGGACGAUGGUGAGGAGUUGAAUUUUUACAAGUUUUUCAUUGAUCCGUUUUCAUUUGCCCAAUCAGUUGAAAAUUUGUUUUACACUAGUUUCUUGGUAAAGGAUGGCAGAUUGAAAUUAUACCGAGGGAAAAACGGGUACCCGUGCAUAAUGAGGGUGAGUCAGCAAGAGAUAGAAGAAAGCAGACUCGAUGGUAGUAAUUUGUUUUCGUCGCACCAUAUUGCCACAUUCAAUUAUGACGUAUGGCAUUACUUGAUCGAGACAUUUGGCAUAAAGGAUUCAUUUUUGGGACAUCGAGAUGAAGAUGAAGACCAGGUACCUGAAGAGGAUUUAAUUGAAGAAGAAGAUGAAGAGGCAAGUGAAAAUGGAUAUGGAAAUGGAAGAGAGAUUGAAGAAGAAGAAGAAGAAAAAGAAGAAGAGGCUGCGGUGGCAGAAAUGUUAAAUGGCAAAGCAUCGAACAGCAUAGAUUCUUUGCCAAACUCCAUGGGAAGCAGUCCGUCAACGACAGCAAGUUUUGAAGAAGACUAA
Lodderomyces elongisporus is the source of this 1296-nucleotide messenger RNA. RefSeq names its product Smc5-Smc6 complex subunit. The transcript has a single exon. The record is from RefSeq and is a predicted model, not a curated record. Lineage: Eukaryota; Fungi; Ascomycota; Pichiomycetes; Serinales; Debaryomycetaceae. Gene Ontology annotation, cellular component: nucleus; Smc5-Smc6 complex. The coding region runs from base 1 to 1296 and encodes 431 amino acids. Gene Ontology annotation, biological process: DNA repair.